Messenger RNA from Apiotrichum porosum, 900 nucleotides. RefSeq lists its product as uncharacterized. Gene Ontology annotation, cellular component: COPI vesicle coat. Gene Ontology annotation, molecular function: structural molecule activity; protein binding. The record is from RefSeq and is a predicted model, not a curated record. Lineage: Eukaryota; Fungi; Basidiomycota; Tremellomycetes; Trichosporonales; Trichosporonaceae. Gene Ontology annotation, biological process: endoplasmic reticulum to Golgi vesicle-mediated transport; retrograde vesicle-mediated transport, Golgi to endoplasmic reticulum; intra-Golgi vesicle-mediated transport. The transcript is spliced from 4 exons. The coding region runs from base 1 to 900 and encodes 299 amino acids.
AUGGAAGCCGACCCACUGUACCACAUCAAGCAGCUCUUCUACCAAGGCUCGUUCAAGGCCGCCAUUGACGAGGCAGCCGACCAGGCCCUCACGCCUGGUGGCGACGAGGCUGCGACAUCACGCGCAGUGUACGUUGCGCGCGCACACCUCGCCCUCAACCCUCCCGCCAUCGCCGACGCCCAGAACGUCCUUGCCCCCUUCCUCGCCCUCGACCCUGCUCCUUCCAGCGCGCGCGCAGCCGCGUCCCUCGCAUCUUACCUCUCGGGCAACGAGGAGGCCGUUGACGAGGUGCGCGAUGUGCUUCUCGAGGUCGAGGAUGGCGAGGACGAGCAAGAAGGCACCGUCCGCGCGCUCGCUGGAACCGUGUUCAUUCUGGAGAAGGAGGUCGAGGAGUCGGUCGCGACUCUGUCCGAGGGCGCGGCCAAGACCGACCUCGAGUGCAUUGCCCUCCUCGUCCAGCUGCUCUUGUCCCUCGACCGCCGGGACCUCGCAAACGCGCAGUACAUCGCCGCCAAGAAGAUUGGCAACGACUCGGCGCUCGUCCAGGCCAUUGAGGCGUGGAUCGGUCUCAAGACCGGUGCCCGCCCCUUGCACCAGGCCUACUACUUUUACGAGGAGCUCUACCAGCUCCCCAACGGCCGUACCGCUCCUGUCUUUGCUUCGCACGCCGCUGCCCACCUCCUUCUCGGCCACGUUGAUGAGGCCAAGGCCGACAUUGACGCCGCCAAGCAGACCCAGGCUGGCGAGAACAGCCCCGACGUCCUGGCGGUGGCGACCUCGCUCGGUGACGAUGAGGCCGCUCAGCAGCUGAACGCCACUUCGCACCCCUUCGCGGCCGAGCUGGCCAAGAAGUCUGCCGAGUUUGACGAGGCCGCGGCCAAGUUUGCCAUUGCGGCUUAG